AUGGUUUUUGGAAAAGGCAUCCCGCUGGAUAGCGCUGCAUUGAUGUCGAUAGUGCUGGAAGGCAUUUUAUACGGCUUUUCUGUCCUCAUGUUUAUUGGCACCAUCUGGGCGCUGACAUACAAACGUCACAUGCACGACAUCAAUCGUCCGAUCACUGCUGUGGCCGUCUUGCUGUUGGUACUGAGCACUGCACACAUGGUUUUGGGUAUUAUUCAGACUGAAGAAGGACUAGCGCAGUACCGCGACAAUUUCCAUGGCCGGCCAAAGGCGUCUUUCUCCCGAGGAACCUAUAUGAUCACCGGCGCGAUAUUCGUUUUGCAAACCCUACUCGGUGAUGGGGUAGUGAUUUAUCGUUGUUACGUCGUUUGGCAAACCGUCUGGGUAAUUAUUCUACCCAGCAUACUGUGGUGCGAUAUCGCAGCGACUGGUGUAUACUCUAUCUACAGCUUUUCACACACAACCAGCACCUCUGGACACGUCUUUAGCCAAGAGACUCGCGAAUGGGUCUUGGCAUUUUAUGCCUCGACACUUGCCACUAAUUUGCUGAGUUCAGGAUUACUGGCAUAUCGCAUAUGGAAAAUCGAACGCAAUAUCGCUAGCAGUCGCGCUAUGAAGAUCACCACGACGAGUAUACUACGCGUAGUUAUGGAUGCUGCUAUUUUAUACUCCAUAGCGCUCCUCUGCACAUUGAUCGGUUUGGUCUGCUCGAAUAAUGGAACGCUUGUUAUGUUAAACGUGCUCACACCUAUCAUCUCUAUCACUUUCUACAUGGUGAUCAUUCGUAUCGCGAUGGGUAAAAAUCCUCACUGUCACAUUUUGACUGUCCGUCAUGGGUCGACUACUGGCAGUGAGAACGACAGAGAAAACUCGCGGCAUUAUCCCCUGAAGCCUUUGCAGGUGCAUAUAUCCCAAUUUACUCAUAAAGAUAGCGGCUCUGUGUACAGAAAUGGGAAUCUGGACAGACCGUCGACAGGCAAGUCAGGAUUUGUGGAAGGGACAUCUUGCGACGUGUAG
Molecule: messenger RNA, 1014 nt
Organism: Suillus bovinus
Lineage: Eukaryota; Fungi; Basidiomycota; Agaricomycetes; Boletales; Suillaceae
Exons: 7
Coding region: 1-1014 (337 amino acids)
Source: RefSeq, a predicted model, not a curated record